Messenger RNA from Magnolia sinica, 2927 nucleotides. RefSeq names its product PHD finger protein PERSISTENT TAPETAL CELL 1. The transcript is spliced from 3 exons. The record is from RefSeq and is a predicted model, not a curated record. Lineage: Eukaryota; Viridiplantae; Streptophyta; Magnoliopsida; Magnoliales; Magnoliaceae. Bases 445 to 2532 code for a protein of 695 amino acids.
GUUCUUCCUUGAUGGCACUUAGAAAUUUUCCAAGUAAACACAAAAAGAAAACGAAGAAAAUCAUACAAGGAAGCUUCCAUUUGAUAAACUAACCCCUAGCUCACAGAUUAUUUAGCCAAGAAAAGAUGCGUUUUUGUCUACCAUUUUAACUUCAAAAUACAAUUGCUCGAGAAGAGAUCGGAGCCGGCAUGAUCCGAUGGCCCCCAUUUGAUCGAACGAGACCGAUGUGCACUCCCAACUGUUAGAUUUCACAUGAACAAAGCAUGGUUGCAUUAAUUUACUUCAAAAUCCAGCCCAUCAUUCUACAGCCCCAUUUAACACUCCUAUUUUUCAAACAUAUCAUGCUUAUAGCAAGAGCCCCUCUACCCCUUUUGAAUACUCUCUGGUACUUUUGGUUCCCUCCAAUUUUAUUUCCAGGCACUAAGUGUGUGAACUGGCCCAUGCAUGGAUUACCGUCCCUUCUCCUUAUAUAACUAUGAUAGCCAUGGUUGGGCUUUUACUUGGUGGGCCCAACUACACAUCCAACGGCUGAUCGGCAUUCUUGGGUGGGCCACAAACAUGCAUAUGAACGUCGGGACCGGAGGGUGCAAGAAGAGGAAGAGGGGUGAUAGGGUCUUUACAUUCAAGACCUUCUGCGAUCCUGGCCAUCCGAUCGAUUUCGAUGGCCCAUUCCGACAGAACAUCUGGGCCCUUCUUGAAUUCGGGCGCACCGAGAGAGGUUUGAUCAAUGGGAUGCAAUGUUGGUCGUUCCGGCUUGAGGUCCAUCACCAUCCGACGGUCCAUGUGUCGUUGUUCAUCGUUGAAGAGCCAAUCGAGACGUCCAUCAAUCGGCAUUGUGGCCACUGUCGAUGUGUAGGUUGGGGUCACCAUAUGAUCUGCAAUAGGAGAUUUCACUUUGUGCUGCCUUCAAAGGAAACUGCUCCAGCGGCAACAUCAUCGAAGGUGUGCUCAGACGGCGUAAACUGCCAUGAGGCGACAGAAUCAACGGCCACGAUGAAGCCGAAUUUGGUGGAUGUACAAGGUCACCUGAUGCAUGGUGUGAUUCACUCCAAUGGUUUCGGUCACUUGCUUUGUGUGAACGGCAUCGAGGGGGGCUCGGAGUUCAUUCCUGGCCAUCUGAUCAUGGACUUCUGGGACCGAAUAUGCACAGGCUUACGUGUAAGGAAGGUGAGUGUAACAGACAUUGCAAAGAAGAAAAUCAUGGAACUAAGGUUGAUCCAUGGUGUGGCCUACGGCGAGCCAUGGUUCGGCCGUUGGGGCUACCGGUUCGGCCGUGGAAGCUAUGGUGUCACUCACCAAAUGUACCAAAAGGCCAUCCAAAUGCUCCGAUCCGCGCCAUUGAGCUUGCUCACUCAUCAUGUCACUGACCCAACUCGACAGAUCUCGGCCGUCGUAGCUCGAUACCAAACAAUGUCAGGCCACUCCAUGCAAACACUAGGCCACUUGUUCGCUUACAUGCUCGAAUUGUGCAGCCACAUCCGUCUAGAGAGUCCAAUUGUGGCUGAUCAUCGCGGGAUCAUGACCGAGACGGCCUGCAGAUGGUCCUCCAAGCGAGUAGAGAUGGCCAUUUGGGUCAUCGUCGAAGCUCUAAGGAAGACGGAUUUCAAGUGGGUGUCGCGGCAAGAGGUCAGGGAUGCGGCCCGCAUGUACAUCGGCGACACGGGGUUGCUCGAUUUCGUGCUCAAAUCACUUGGAAACCAUAUUGUAGGGAAUCACAUUGUCCGCCGCGCUGUGAAUCCAGUGACCAAAGUUCUAGAGUAUUGCUUGGAAGACAUCUCUAAUCCAUUUCCUAACCAUGAAGGUUUAUGGCUAACCGAUUCGAAAACAAAGGUGGCGCGCUUCCAUGUUACAAGAGUGCAACUCAUGAAGGACAUGUACUACUUAUACAAGUACAUUCUCAAGGAUCAAAGAUCAACGGCAGGGAUUCUUGCAGCGGUCCCCGCUGCCGUAAGGAUAGUACUCGACACAAAGCACUUUAUCAAAGACUAUAGAGGUGAAUUACCAAGAAAAAUUGAAGUGGGCUGGGGCGGAGAGACACUUAAUAUCUUGUGCACCGUCUCGUUGCGAAGCGAGCAAGAGAUGGAAGAUGAGAGAAAGGUUUUUCCACCGCACGAACUAGUCAUCUUGCCAGCCCACGCGACGAUUCAAGAGCUAAAGAUCGAAGUGGAGCGGAGCUUUAGAGAUGUCUAUUGGUGUUUGAGGAGUUUCGUCGCACAGUCGAUCGUGGAAUUCGAUGGUAGCAGCGAUACAGAUUUGAUCUAUGGCCUAAUUGAAUCGGGUAGCAGUCUUGUGAUUAGAGGGAGGAAUGCGGAGAAUGUGAUUAGUGGGGGAAUCUAUGAAGGUAGGAACGAUAAUUGGACCGUUGAUUGCCUUUGUGGGGCCAAGGAAGAUGAUGGUGAACGGAUGAUAUCGUGUGAUAUUUGCGAGGUUUGGCAGCACAGACGGUGUGUUCGAGCUUCGGACGACGGUCCACAGAUCUUUGUGUGUAGCCAAUGUGAACAUAACAUAUUUAUCACCCCUCCUCUUCUCUAGUGGAAAUCCUGAGAUUUGCUAAUCCCACACAUGCACAGCUGCGCCACAUGUGUGAAAAACGUAUACGUGUGCAGGAUACAAGCCGCCCAUCAACUUGGCCCCACCAGGUGGGCCCGAAAAUCGGGCUGGCUAACUCAUCACACAUAUCUGUCUUGGAAAUUGAUGGAUGGCUUAGAAGAAGCCGUGCCUUACCUGAUCUUCUACAAAACUGAUUUUUUUAAGUCUGGGCAUUUACAUGGUGGGCCCCACUUGAUGGACGGAUUGGAUCUAGCACCCAUGUGCUGCCUUAUCCACGCAUCUGGGAUUAGCAGAUCUCUAUAUUUCCUUAUGAGUAGUUUACUAAGAUGACGCUUGUGUAUGUAGGAUGAUGUGGUUUGGUUGUUAUACAGUUAAGA